This is a messenger RNA of Leptomonas pyrrhocoris, 3199 nucleotides long. Its product is annotated as putative mitochondrial glycine dehydrogenase. Gene Ontology annotation, cellular component: mitochondrion; glycine cleavage complex. The transcript has a single exon. Bases 281 to 3199 code for a protein of 972 amino acids. The record is from RefSeq and is a predicted model, not a curated record. Gene Ontology annotation, biological process: glycine decarboxylation via glycine cleavage system. NCBI's taxonomy places the organism in Eukaryota, Euglenozoa, Kinetoplastea, Trypanosomatida, Trypanosomatidae. Gene Ontology annotation, molecular function: glycine dehydrogenase (decarboxylating) activity; pyridoxal phosphate binding; glycine binding.
GGCCCGCCUCCUUCUGUCUUUGCCACUCGUAUCGAUUCUCUUUUUCUUUUCUCAUUUAGCAUUAGUUCAUCGCCUCUGGCAAGAUAAUAAAGUGAAAGGUUGUGUCGAUAGCGCGCGCCUUAGGGGCUUCACGCAUCAUUUAUUACUUAUCACCGUCGCAGCGGAACUCCGUCUCGCUGCUGUCGAUUUUUUUCCAAAGUAAUCAACCCAACAAAGCAACCAAAGCAAACAUUUUACUAAACCGAAAAGGAAAAACUCACACAUUCCUCUACACUCGCCGAUGCUCCGCCGCUUCCUCUCUGUCCGUGCCGCGGCGCCGGCACUUCUGGUGCGGUACACGUCCACCGAUGUGUUCCUCAACCGCCACAUCGGCCCCACCCGCAAGGAGACUGCUGAGAUGCUAAAGACGGUCGGAAAGGAGAGCCUCGCCGAGUUGAUGACGUCAGCGCUGCCGAGUGAUAUCUUGCGCACCCCGCUGAACACAUUCAAGUCCCUCAGCGAGACGGAGACGCUCUCCUUCCUCAAGAGCGUGGGAGGUCAAAACAAGGUUUUGAAGAAUAUGAUUGGGCAGGGCUACUACGAGUGCAUUGUGCCACCAGUGAUCUUGCGCAACGUGCUGGAGAACCCGAUGUGGUACACGCCGUACACGCCCUACCAGGCCGAGAUCUCGCAGGGACGUCUGGAGUCGCUGCUGAACUUCCAGACCAUGGUGGCGGACAUCACCAAGAUGGACAUCUCGAACGCGUCACUGCUGGACGAGGCUACAGCGGCGGCGGAGUGCAUGUACCUGUCUCUGAACCACCACCGCCACAAGCGCAUGAAGUUCUUCGUCGCACAGGACGUAUUUGCGGCCUCGAUUGAGAUGAUCCGCACCCGCGCCCUUCCACAGGGCGUCGAGGUUCUCGUCGGUGACGUGGCCAACGCCGACCUCGCCGACCCGCAGCUGAGCGGCGUGUUUGUCCAGACAUCCUGCGCCAACGGCGGCCUGCACGACUACACCGACUUCUUCGCACGUGCCAAGGCGAGCGGCGUCGUCUGCUGCGCCGCGGUCGACUUGCUGGCGAGCUGCAUCGUCAAGCCGGCGGGGGAGAUGGGCGCGGACGUUGUGGUGGGCAGUGCUCAGCGCUUCGGUACCCCGCUCGGCUACGGAGGCCCGCACGCCGCGUUCAUGGCCAUGACGGAGGACUUCAAGCGCCUGUCGCCUGGUCGCAUCGUGGGUAUUAGCAAAGACAGCGCCGGCGACCCGGCCAUCCGCAUGGCGCUGCAGACACGCGAGCAGCACAUCAAGCGUGAGCGUGCCACGUCGAACAUCUGCACCGCGCAGGCGUUGCUGGCGAACAUGAACGCCUUCUUUGGUAUCUACCACGGCCCGGAGGGGUUGAAGCAGCUGGCGAACGAGAUCCACUGCAAGGCGAAGUUGUUCGCUGUGGGCAUGGAGUCCCUCGGCUUCACGCCGCUGAACAACACUUACUUCGACACCGUUUCUUUUGCGUUCGAAGGAGGCGCCUUCACCGCUGAAGACUACGCGCAGCGCUGCAUUGAGAAAGGCAUCAACGUCUUCGUGAACCCCAAGACGAAGCACGUCUCCGUCUCCUUCGACGAGGCGACCACGGAGGACCACAUCAGCACUCUGUUGCAGGCCGCGGGGAUGACGACGCCGAACAUCGAAGCACUCACCCGCGUUGCGGACACCAUCGUUGUGGUGCCGGAGUCCCUGCAACGCACCUCGAAGUUCAUGCAGGGCAACGUCUUCAACAGCCACAAGAGUGAGCUUGAGCUGAUGCGGUACAUCCAGCGGCUGCAGCGGAAGGACUACGGCCUGACACACGGCAUGAUUCCACUGGGCUCGUGCACCAUGAAGCUGAACCCCGCCGCAGCGAUGCGGGCGCUGAGCUGGCCGGAAUUCAACGCCCUCCACCCCUACGCACCGGACGACCAGGCGCGCGGCUACAAUGCGAUGAUUCUCGACCUGAAGCAGAAGCUGUGCGAUAUCACCGGCAUGGCGGCAUGCUCGAUCCAGCCGAACAGCGGCGCACAGGGCGAGUACUGCGGCCUGCGCGUCAUCCGCGCCUACCACGAGUCGCGCGGCGAGGGGCACCGCAACGUGUGUCUCAUCCCCAUGAGCGCGCACGGCACUAACCCGGCCUCUGCGGUGCUGGCCGGCCUGAAGGUGGUGACGGUGAAGUGCCUCGACAACGGCAGCGUAGACCUGGCGGACAUGGAGGCGAAGUGCAAGAAGCACGAGAAGGAAUUGGCGUGUCUCAUGAUCACCUACCCGAGCACCUACGGCUUGUACGACCGCGACAUACGCAAGAUCACGAGCAUGGUGCACGAGCACGGUGGGCAGUGCUACAUCGACGGUGCGAACCUCAACGCGCUGGUCGGCUACACCGGCCCCGGCUUCAUCGGCGGCGACGUGUGCCACAUGAAUCUGCACAAGACCUUCAGCAUUCCGCACGGCGGCGGCGGUCCGGGUGUGGGCCCGAUCACGGUGCGCCAGCACCUCGCGCCCUUCCUGCCCAAUUCCGUGUACGGCGCCUCCGUGGGCGGCUCUCAGCCCUUUGGACAGGUCUCGCAGGCGGCCUACGGCUCCGCGUCCAUCACGACUAUCUCCUACGCCCUCAUCACGAUGCUCGGCUCGCGCGGCCUCAAGACGUGCACCGAGUACGCCGUGCUGAACGCGAACUACCUCAAGAAGCGUCUGGAGGAGCACUACACCAUCUGCUUCCUCGGCCACAGCGACUUCUGCGCGCACGAGUUCAUCCUCGACGUGCGCCCCUUCAAGAGGACGGCGCACAUCGAAGCCGAGGACGUCGCAAAGCGUCUGAUGGACUACGGCUUCCACGCCCCCACACUGGCCUUCCCGGUCGUCGGCACUCUCAUGAUCGAGCCGACAGAGAGCGAGUCGAAGCGCGAGCUGGACCGCCUCGCUGACGCGCUCAUUUCCAUCCGCCGCGAGAUUGCCGCCGUGGAGCGCGGCGACCAGCCGAAGGACAACAACGUGCUGACAAACGCCCCCCACACAGCGAAGUGUGUGACGGGUGACGAGUGGAACCGGCCGUACUCGCGUCAGCUGGCCGCCUACCCGACCCACCACCAGUACCGCGAGAAGUUCUGGCCCAGUGUGGGUCGGAUUGACAGCACCUACGGCGAUCGCAACCUCAUGUGCUCUUGCCUCCCGCUCGAGUUCUACAAUUAA